GAUACUCGCCGCGCCGCUCGGUCACUUUAGUUUACUUCUUGUGGUGUUGGUGCUCUUCCUAACCCCUAAACCACCGUUCGAACAUAUUUCGUUUGGUUUUUCGUCGACGCGUGUUGUUCCGCGGUACCACCUUGUUCCGAGCAAUCUGUGUUUGUGCCCUCGAUGGGAUUUCAGUGAAGUUUUUGCCUCCCAGUGUUGGAAUAUUAGCGGGCACGAAACGGAAUGGUAGCCCAACAGUCUCUCUCCCCGCAGGAUGUGCAAUAGCUGACCAUGCCUUCUUUCAACAUUAUGGCUGUGGCCCUCUACCUGGCCAAUCUCCUUCUGUUAGCUACGGCAGGAGCGGAGCACGUUCGUGAUUUGGAAGUGUCCGAAGGUGUGCCUAUAGGAACCAAGAUUGGAUUUAUCGGUGAUGGAGCUUCGCCCGAUAGCGGACCACCAUAUUUGAUUGUGCCAGUUGGACCAGCUGUAGAUACGGAUUUAUCCAUCGAUUCAACUACCGGAGAAAUUCGAACAAAAGUUUCUCUGGACAGGGAAACACGGGCCAGUUAUUCGUUAGUUGCUAUUCCUAUGAGUGGUGAUAAUGUUAAAGUAAUAAUAAAAGUACUGGAUGAAAAUGAUAACGCUCCGACGUUUCCAUCGCCUCUAGUUAAUAUUGAGUUCCCCGAGAAUACCCCUCGGGACGUUAAAAGAACGUUACCUCCCGCAAGGGACUCGGAUUUAGAUAUAUACAAUACGCAGAGGUAUAACAUUAUAUCAGGAAAUAUAAACAAUACGUUCAGAUUAUCGUCACACAGAGAACGAGAUGGAGUAUUAUACCUAGAUUUACAAAUUAAUGGUUUCCUGGAUAGAGAGACAUGUGAAUAUUACAGUUUAGUAAUAGAAGCUCUAGAUGGUGGUACUCCGCCAUUAAGGGGAGAAAUGACAGUAAAUAUAACUAUACAGGAUGUUAACGAUAACCCACCUAUAUUUAACCAAUCCAGGUACUUUGCUUCAAUUCAGGAAAACUCAACCAUAGGUACAAGUGUCUUACAAGUAAUAGCAACCGACGCUGAUUCAGGCGAUAAUUCUCAAAUUGGGUAUUCAAUAAACCGACGACAGAGUGAUAAAGAUAUGCUGUUCAGGAUAGACUCUAAGACCGGAGUAAUUGCUGUUAAUAAACCUCUGGAUUUUGAAACAAAGGAACUUCACGAGCUAGUAAUCGUCGCGAAGGAUCAGGGAUUACAGCCGUUGGAGGCCACCACGUUCGUUUCGAUAAAAGUGAUAGACGUCAACGACAACCAACCGACAAUAAACGUGAUAUUUCUAAGUGAUGAUGCGACUCCGAAAAUCAGUGAAAGCGCGCAACCCGGUGAAUUUGUAGCGAGAAUCAGCGUUCACGAUCCAGAUUCGAAAACGGACUAUUCGAAUAUUAAUGUAACGCUCAGCGGAGGUGAUGGUCAUUUCGGUUUAACUACCAGAGAUAAUAUAAUCUAUUUAGUAAUUGUGUCACUGCCAUUAGAUCGCGAAAUAAAACCGAAUUAUACUUUAAAUGUCAUUGCCACAGAUACCGGCAUGCCUCCUUUACAUGCAUCGAGAACAAUAAACCUGCAAGUGACUGAUGUAAAUGAUAACGCUCCGGAGUUUGAGCAGGACAUUUACGAAGCUAAUGUCAUGGAAGUUUCCGAUCCUGGAUCCUCCGUCAUACAGGUGUUUGCAACGGAUAAGGACGAAGGAAAUAACAGUGUUAUUACAUAUUCUCUCUCGGAACCAGCUAACAGUAACAUAAAUUGGUUUCAAAUUGACUCUCGAAGUGGGUUAAUAACUACGCGUGCGCAUGUUGAUUGUGAGACGGAACCUUUACCGCGACUUACCGUAGUGGCUACUGAUAAUGGAUUUCCUCCAUUGUCAUCUACCGCGACAGUGUUAGUGACAAUACAUGAUGUCAAUGACAACGAGCCGAUCUUCGACCAGAGUUUCUACAAUGUCAGCGUAGCGGAGAACGAGACACAAGGACGAUGCAUAUUAAAGGUUUCUGCUACUGAUCCAGACUGUGGAGUCAAUGCCGUCGUAAACUACACCCUGGGAGGUGGUUUUGAAAAAUUGAGGGAAUUUAAAGUCCGAUCCGAUACUGGUCAUAUAUGCAUAAACUCAGGAUUGGACUAUGAGACAAGAAAUGUGUAUGAGUUUCCGGUUAUUGCCACUGAUCGAGGUGGCCUUAGUACAACGGCAAUGGUAAAAAUCCAAGUGACUGAUGUCAACGACAACCGUCCCAUCUUCUACCCACCCGAAUACAACGUCUCGUUACGAGACGGAGGCGCAUCAUCUUCCGCCACCACUCCCGUGGUUGUGGUUUCCGCCACUGAUGCCGAUUCCGGGAAAUUUGGCACCGUAACCUACAGGAUAGCUGCUGGCAACGAGAACGGCUUGUUUCGUAUCGACAGGAACACUGGAGAAAUAUUUGUGAAUCGGCCUCAUCAGCUAUCGACUCGAAACCAGCCUUACCAUCGGUUGAAUAUCAGCGCUAGCGACGGUGGCAACUUGAAGUCGCUGAAAGAUGCUGAGGUUUUUAUCAGUGUCAUAGAUUCGAAGCAAAGACCUCCAAUUUUCGAUCCGUCCAGAUACAAAUUUUCGGUGAUGGAAAACGUGAAGAAGCACCAUGUUGUAGGAAAAGUUAAGGCUGCAGUCAUUGAUAACGGAAAAAGUACCGUUAGAUUUUCUAUUUACUCCGGAGACCCAGACGGCUUAUUCAGCAUUGAUCCAGCGACGGGAACAAUCACAGUUUCAGGAAUAUUGGAUCAUGAAAAAAGAUCGGCAGUGUUGCUCAAUAUUCAAGCUACUAGCGGAAAUCCACCAGUAUAUGGUCAUACACAGGUCAACAUCGAUAUCGACGACGUAAACGACAACACUCCCGAGUUCGAAUCACCCACAGUCCACAUAUCCGUACCGGAAAAUGCAGAAAUUGGUGUUCCACUCUACGCUGCCCACGCCACUGACAAGGACAGCGGCUCCAACGGGAUAGUUCGUUACAAAUUAGCGAAGAGCGGUUCCGAUCUGUUCAAGAUCGACGCAAAACUAGGCCAUCUGACGUUGACCAGGCAUUUGGACUACGAGAGCGUUCAGAGGCAUACACUGGUUAUAACGGCCACCGAUAUGGGGGUGCCUCCCUUAUCAGCCAACUUGACCGUUCUGGUUGAGGUGCAAGAUAUGAACGACAAUCCUCCUGUCUUUGAAAAGAACCAAUAUAGUUUGAGCGUUUUGGAAUCAUUGCCAAUAAACUCAGAAAUAACUCAGUUCACUGCCGUUGACGCGGAUACUGGAAAUAACGCGAGGAUAACGUAUCGACUGGUUGCGAGUAAUGACUCACAAGAAUCACAUGAGCAGGUGUUUGGAAUAUUUCCAAACAGUGGAUGGCUGUAUCUGAAAGGAAACUUGGAUCGAGAAAGCAGAGAAAAUUAUAACUUAAUAGUAGCAGCCAAAGACAACGGCUUGCCUCCACUCACAGCUACGUCACAGGUGACAGUGGAAGUACUCGAUGUGAACGAUAACGAUCCUAUUUUUAAGCAAGAGAUGUAUUCAUUCAAGAUCGAGGAAAAUCUUUCGAGGGGAACUUUCGUUGGCCGAAUUCAUGCGACAGAUGCGGAUGCGGCCAUCAACGCAGCAAUCAAAUACAGUUUGAUUCCUGGAAACAGCAGCUUUCAGAUAAAUGCCAUUAGUGGCGAAAUCACCACGAGAGACAUACUUGACAGAGAAUUCAAAGAACACUAUGACUUAGUAGCUGAAGCUAAAGAUCAGGGCCAGCCAUCUCGAAGUUCACGAGUUUCCAUAAAAAUAUCGGUUCUCGAUAUCAACGAUAACGCUCCAGAAAUAGUGGAUCCCCAAGAAGACGUUGUUAGUGUUAGAGAGGAACAAAGUCCUGGAACAGAAGUUGUUAGAAUACGAGCUAUAGAUGGAGACAGUGGAUACAACUCUUCCAUAACAUAUUCUUUUCUUAAAGACUCGGAAGGAUUAGAAACGUUUAGUAUUCAUCCAAUAUCCGGUGUUAUUCGGACUAAAGUUGUAUUAGACCAUGAAGAGAAAACAAUAUACAGGAUAGGUAUUGUGGCGACAGAUGGUGGUACGCCUCCCAAACAGACCAUCCGAAUGUUAAGAAUUGAAGUUCUGGAUCUCAAUGAUAAUAGGCCGACUUUUACAAGUUCCAGCUUAAUCUUUCGAAUUAAGGAGAAUUCAAAAAUUGGACAGGUUGUUGGAUCGGUAGCUACAACGAGUUCCCAAGAAGAAGAUAACUUUAUUCCAGAUAGUACAGGAAAUCAUAUUACUUAUACAAUUACCACAAUGUCUUUUGAUUCCUCUAACGUAUUUGAUAUUGAGAGAAAUACAGGAAAAAUAGUUGUUGCUCAAGAGAUAGAUCGAGAAUUACAAUCGGAGUACAAACUGGAAGUGCGCGCCUUAGAUACGAGGACUAUGAACAAUCCACAAAGUAGCGCUAUCACAGUGAAAAUUGAAAUACUAGAUACAAACGAUAAUCCUCCCAAAUGGCCUAAAGAUCCUAUUACAGUCAUGAUAAGUGAAAACACAGAAGUUGGAACGUCAAUCUAUAAUUUUACCGCAUCAGAUGUUGACAGUGGAGAAAAUGGGGAAAUUCGAUACUCGGUUGUAAGUCAAUUUCCAAACGCCAGUUCCUUUGUUAUCGAUUCCUUAACAGGAACUCUGAUAUUGACAGCACCUCUUGAUUAUGAGACUAUAAAGGAGCACAUACUUAUUGUUGGGGCAACCGAUCAACCCAUCAACAAAUCUGAAAGUUUGAGCAGCUAUGUAACCGUUCAAAUGAUUGUAACGGACUUUAAUGACAAUACACCUCGAUUUAUUCUACCGCAAACAUCAAAUGCCUUAUUAAGCGAAAGUACUACUUUUGGAAUGAAAAUAACUAAUAUAUUAGCGGUCGAUGAUGAUUCUGGCGACAAUGGAAGAGUGACCUAUAUCCUUUCAAACAACAACGAUGCCUCAAUGUUCUCUCUCGGGUAUGAUACAGGAGUAUUAACAUUAGCAAAACCUUUGAUAUUAGACAGAAAAUAUUAUAUGUUAAAUAUAACUGCAACUGAUCAUGGAAAACCUACAAGACAGGCUAAUAUGAAGUUGAAAUUGAUUGUUCAAGACGUUUUAGAAAAUCCACAAAGAUUUUUAGAAUCCGAUUAUGAGGUUAAUAUUACCGAAAAUGCGGGCAUUGGGACUUUAGUCACACAAAUUAAUGCUAGAGUAAUUUCUGAUCAGAGUGGUAACAUAUCUUUUACUAUACCUCCAGGAAUUUUUGACGAUACUUUUGAAAUCCUAACUCCCAGUGGAAAAAUAUAUACCAAAAAGCUUCUAGACAGGGAAUUAAUUAACUCUUAUAUUCUGCCAAUCUACGUAAAUGAUUAUUCUUCAUCUGACGCACCAGUAUUUGAUAUGACCAAAUUACACAUCAAAGUUCUUGAUAUCAAUGAUCACGCACCUAAAUUUCAAGCUGGAUCUUGUCAAAGCUUGGCCAUCCCAGAAAACAGUGACACCUCUAUUUUUCAUACUGUAGUUGCUAAUGAUAUAGACAGUGGUUUAAAUGGUCAAAUUUCUUAUUCUAUAACGAGUGGAAAUAUUCGAAACAAAUUUAGCAUUAAUUCAAAUACGGGAGAGCUUACAGCCAAGCCUUUGGACCGGGAAAGCAAUGCUAAAUAUCAAUUAACCAUAACAGCACAAGAUCAUGGAGUGCCAUCCAUGCAGGGCUAUUGCAACUUAACUGUUUUUGUUGAAGAUCAAAAUGACAAUGAUCCAAAGUUUGAUCUCUCAAAAUAUAAUUCAACAAUUUUUGAAGAUACACCAAUUGACACAUCAAUCAUGAAAGUUCAGGCAUCAGACGCUGAUACAGGUUUAAAUGCUAAAAUUAUAUAUUUCUUAGCAAAUGAGAGUCAGUGGUUGUUUCGAAUAGACAAUAAAACAGGCGUAAUUACUACUGCUGGUCUUUUUGAUAGAGAACGUAAGAGUGAAUAUAAUUUUAUGGUAGUUGCCACUGAUAGUGGAAAGUAUAAUGCAAGAUCAACCAAAGUCCCAGUUACGGUGUAUAUCAUGGAUGUUAACGACAAUAAGCCAGUUUUUAGUAGUUACCCGUUUCAAGAACGAGUUACAGCGUAUAUUCAGCCCGGACAAAAAAUAUUAAAAGUUAAUGCUACUGAUAUCGAUGAAGGAAUUAAUUCGGAAAUUGUUUAUAGUUUAGUUAACGAUGGAAGUUAUGGAAAAUUUCGUAUCGAUCCUAAUUCAGGAGGUGUAACAGCUACACAAUCAUUGGCAAGUAGCAAUGGAAAAGUUAUUUAUUUGAACGUAAUGGCAACUGAUAAAGGGAAUCCUCCAAAAAGUUCGAUUGGGCUGAUUGAAAUUAUUGUUGGAGACUUACCUCAAGGCUCGAUCAACCUUCGCUUUCAAAACACGACUUAUGAAGUAACACUGCCAGAAAAUAUAGAGGAAUUCCGAGAAGUUACCCAAGUUAGUGCAGUACGAACUGAUGGUCGGCGUCAAAAAAUAGUUUAUUCUUUUGGAACCGGCAAUGAAGAAAAUAUUUUCUCUAUCGAUUCCGAGACAGGAAUGAUCCAGGUCAAAAAUUCGAAAUUUCUUGAUUACGAGUUACAACAUGACAUACGUUUAGUGGUCGAAGCAAAAACUGAUGGAAAUCCCAACUUGCACGGAUACUGCGAUGUAAUUAUUAAACUCACUGACCAAAACGAUAAUGCGCCCAAAUUUACACAACAACAAUACACAGCUUCUGUAUGGGAAGGCGAUAAAAAAGGAACAUUUGUUUUACAAGCAGUAGCAUCUGAUGCUGAUCAGGGUCAAAAUUCAAGAAUUCUUUACCAUAUUGUCGAUGGUAAUCACGAUAAUGCUUUUAAAAUUGAACCAGCAUUCAGUGGAAUUAUCAGAACAAACACCGUCUUAGACAGAGAAAUUAGGGACAAUUAUCGAAUAACAAUAAUAGCAACUGAUGAAGGAAUUCCCCAGAUGACUGGCACAGCACGCAUUCAAAUAAAUAUUGUUGAUGUUAAUGACAAUCAGCCUACAUUUCCACCACAUACCACUAUUAACGUUAGUGAAGAUACCGAAGUAGGCAGUCUUUUAACAGCUAUAACUGCCAACGACGUUGACACAUAUCCUGAAUUAACUUACAAUCUCACAAAUGGCGACAAAGGCUAUCUGGAAUUCUUCAGUAUUGACCGCUUUAGCGGUAAAAUAUUUUUAAAGAAGAAACUUGAUUUUGAAUCAUGGCCAGAAUAUAAGCUGACUAUAGUUGCUUCUGACACAAUCCACAUUGCUCAGACGAUACUUACAAUAGUUGUAAUUGAUGUCAAUGAUAACGCACCUCAGUUCCAACAAUGUGCAUACGAAAUCAAUUUACCAGAUGUUCAAUCUUCAUCGUUAAUCGAUCUUAUUACAAUGAAUGCAACAGACGCUGAUUCCGGAAUGAACUCCAAAGUGACAUAUUCGAUUGUUAAUCCCUCAACUGGUUUUACUAUUGGUUCGUCUGAUGGAAUUAUAAAAGUUAACGUUUCAAAUAUAUCCGCGAAUAUGCAAGACUUUUAUCUAACUAUUAAAGCCGAAGAUAGUGGUAAACCAUCGCUUCACUCAUUGGCCUCAGUUCACAUUAGAAGCAGCAAACGUAUAAGUAUUAACUAUGGGUACAAAAAGGAAUAUGCGAUAGCUGUUUCUGAGAAUAGCAAAACGGGACAUGCGCUUAUAUAUUUAGCAAAACCUAACAGUCAGAGUCAAGCAUCAAAUUUUAAAAUUAUUGAAGGAAACGUUGACAAAGUCUUCGAGAUCGCAAAUCCUUCAGGGGCAUUAACACUGGUCAAACCAUUAGAUAGAGAGCUACAAGAUGAGUAUGAUCUGAACAUAUCUAUUGAUAAUGCAGGUUCGCUAGUUACUCACAUUAUCAUAACAGUUAAGGAUUUUAAUGAUAAUUCUCCAGUAUUUGCCGAUCCAGAUUACGAAAUAACAAUAAGCGAAAGUUUGUCUAUUGGAUCUUCAAUAGAAAAAAUAACAGCAACCGAUGCCGAUCAAGAAGGAACAGUAAACUCUGAAAUUUCAUAUGAUAUCACUUCUGGAAAUAUAGAUGGAUGUUUUCAUAUUCAUUCGCAGACUGGUGUUGUAGUUGUUAACAAAACUCUUGACUAUGACAAGGGCAAUAUACAAUAUAGUCUUGUCAUAAGAGCUUGUGAUAAUGGAGCUAUACCUCUUUGUUCUUUAUGUACCUUAUCAAUAUUUUUGCAAGAUGAAAAUGAUAAUGCUCCAAUCUUUCCAUUUACUGAAUACAUGGAGUCAGUUGGGGAAAAUGAAGCUAUUGGUACAGCUGUAUUUACCGCUCAUGCUACUGAUCUUGACAAAGGUCUUUUUGGCAAAGUCAAUUACACAUUCGUUGACUCUCGCAAUUACGGAGGACAAGAAAAUUCUUGGAAACUUUUUCAUAUUGAUCCUGACACUGGUCUCGUAACAACUGGUGUUGUAUUUGAUUACGAGCAAAGAAAUAGAUACAAUUUUGCUAUAAAAGCCACCGACGCCGGUGGUAAAUCCACUGUUGUAAAAGUUUACAUAGAAAUAGAGGGAAAAGAUGAAUUUUAUCCUCAAUUUACGGAAAGAACUUACAGAUUUUCAUUAGCACCAUCUGUGGGUCUUCCGACUGGUUACAUAGUAGGUCAUGUUGUUGCUACUGACAAGGACAAAGGCCCCGAUGGAAGAGUAGUUUACCAAUUAACAACGCAACACAGUUAUUUUAAAAUAAAUAGAACAACUGGAGCAGUAUUACUAAAAAAGAAAUUUGACGACUCGGAGGCAGUAAUUUCAGGGAGAGAAAUAAGUUUAGUUGUUACAGCUAGUUCUGGCAAGCAAGGUUCCCUAACUAACAUGACGGUUAUUGAAAUAAUAUUAGAUCCCCUAGCUGAUGCUGGAACGAAUUUAGCAAAUAAACAAGGUGCUAAUGGACAUGGUGGUAUUUCUGAUUGGGCAUUAGGUUUAUUAAUAUCCAUAACUUUACUAUUAAUUAUAUUUGGAGCUGCGUUUAUUUUUAUUCAUAUGAAAAAUAAGCGUAAUAGAAAAAUAAAUAAACCAAAUUUAAGCACUGAGACUGUAUCAUCCUCAAAUAACUACGUAGAUCCUAGUGCCUUUGACACUAUCCCUAUUCGUGGUGGAGGAUCACAAAUGCCUGCAGGGCAAAACCAGUUUGCGCCGCCUAAAUAUGAUGAAAUUCCCCCCUACGGAGGAGGUCAUCCUGCCAGUUCCAAUUCCGGAGCUGCUACAACUUCCGAAUUAUCAGGUUCAGAACAAUCUGGAUCAAGCGGAAGAGGGUCCGCUGAAGACGGCGAAGACGGUGAAGACGAAGAAAUUAGAAUGAUUAACGAGGGCCCUUUGCAAAGAAAUAACGAUGGAGAUUCCUUAUCCACUGUAUCUGUUAGAAAUACACAAGAGUACCUAGCCAGAUUAGGAAUAGUGGAUAACUCAGGUGCUCACCCGCAAGCGGUAUCUAGACUGUGUACAGAUCCCAGAAGCAACAAAGAACCAUUAUCACACCAUCACCAAACAGUGCCAUUAGACAGUUUACAUAUAUUUGAUGAAGAAACAGCAAAUGAUAAUGACAUUACUAAUUUGAUUUAUGCUAAAUUGAACGAUGUGGCAGGUAGUGAUAGAGCCAGUUCUGCGGAUGAAGGCGGAGCAGUAUCGGCUUCGGCUUUGGGUCCAUCGAUGGAUCAUGUUAUGGCCAUAGGCGGUUACGGUGAGGUCCCAGCUGUAUCUCAUCAACCCUCAAUGAAUGGGUCAUUAAGUUCUAUUGUACAUAGUGAGGAAGAACUAGCUGGUAGUUAUAACUGGGACUACCUGCUGGACUGGGGUCCACAAUAUCAACCAUUGGCUCAUGUUUUUUCAGAGAUUGCAAGACUGAAAGAUGACACUGCGUCUGUGCAUAGCGGCGCUAGUGGAAAUUCUAGUGUACGUAGUAAAGUGUCAGUAGCUCCUGUAAAAAAUAUUCCACCUCCUUUAAUUACAAGCGUGGCACCUCGAUCAAUAGCUAUGCCAAUAUUAAAUUCACGUAAUGGAACCGGUCAUCACGGUUCAGUUGGUCAUAAUCAGAUGAUGAUGUUACCAAGGUCGCCUAUAAAUCACGACGCAUCGGGUACAGGAUUUAGUACGUCAACAGCUAUGUCGCCGAGUUUUUCACCAUCCCUGUCACCACUAGCCACUAAAUCACCCUCAAUUUCACCCCUUGUAGCUCCCGGUCUGAGCACUCACCACGUAAUGUCACGACAACCAGCUCAAAAUAGAAACAAGUCCGUUGUGGACACCGAAUUAAGACUUUAGUAUUUUGAAUUUAGGCUUAUUUUGGUUAGGCUGUGCUACCUGUUUUAGAGACUGACUUAACUAAUUAUUGUGUAAAUAUUUUGUGAAUAUACCGAUCCACAAGUGCUCAUUAGAAUAGGAUUAGAUUCGUUGCCAUUUUUAGCCAUACGAAUAGCAUGAUUCUUUUGUAUUUUAUUUUCUAAAUUAUUUUUGUAAAUAGCUGUAAGUAAAUAAUAUCGUGUAAUUAGAAUCUUUUAGUCGUUUACGAAAGAAUAUUAUCAUUCAAAUUGAAUUGUUAACCAAAUCUCGAAACAAAUUAUUUUUGUUGUUUAUAUGUUUGUAAUUAUGUGUGAAUGUUUUAAGUUAAUUAGGUUAUAGCCGAAUUUUGUAAAAUAAAAGAACU
Molecule: messenger RNA, 10720 nt
Organism: Sitophilus oryzae (rice weevil)
Lineage: Eukaryota; Metazoa; Arthropoda; Insecta; Coleoptera; Curculionidae
Gene: ds
Product: protein dachsous
Exons: 16
Coding region: 271-10338 (3355 amino acids)
Biological process (GO): homophilic cell-cell adhesion
Cellular component (GO): plasma membrane
Molecular function (GO): calcium ion binding
Source: RefSeq, a predicted model, not a curated record